This is a messenger RNA of Cylindrotheca closterium, 3753 nucleotides long. The record is from the annotation of a GenBank genome assembly. NCBI's taxonomy places the organism in Eukaryota, Bacillariophyta, Bacillariophyceae, Bacillariales, Bacillariaceae.
AUGAAGCGUGGUAUUAGGAGGAAAGAGAACAGUGGCCAGGAUACUGCUAUUCGCAAACGAAGAUCCGGCCUGAUUCAUGACAAUCCCGAUGACUCAGAAACGCAUCUGCAUGAAAGGAUCGUGUCCGAUAACAGCAGAGGUCAAGUAGAGGGGACUGUCAAUGAUGAUUCUGUGUCAUCCUCCUCCUCCUCCUCCUCGGGAGGAUUUCAGAGUACGGGCGCCUUGCACAACUUUGAUUCACAGAGUGGUGUCGCAUCUGAAAUUUCCACCGUUGUAUCCAACCACUCGCAUGAAUCUCUCUCCUUUAUUCGGGGAAAGGCUCUUUACAAUCUAGCACAAGAAAUGGAUGCCUUGGUGGACGAAAUGGAGCUUGGGGACGUUGCAAAUGAUGAGGAGGGACCCAUGAUCAGUGGAAGCAUUUCGGAUGAUGAUUUAGACAAUCUUCAGCUAGAGCUGGCCAAUGCAGAUCAAGAGUUUGGGGAUAUGUUUGAUUGGGACGGGAAGUCCAUUAUUGUGGUCGAAGCGGAAAGCGAUUUGUUAGGAAAGGUUGAUAAUGGAAGAACGGAUGUUCUCCGCGAUCGAGCUAUAUUGGCCAAAAUGGAAUCCAGUGAUUUCCAGCCACAGUCCAGAGCAGAACCGCAAGAUACGAAUCACCAUCCAUCUCUGAUCUCGCUGGAUGAAAGUACAACAAGUCUAAAAGAAGAUGGCACGAGCACUAAAGCAAGAAGUUCGCAACACUCUGAGUUGACAAGGAUGGAAUCCAAUGAUUUCCAACCACCAGCUCACUCGGCACAGGCACCCGAGAUUCAUUUCGCCCCAGUUUCGUUGAAGGAAAGUACCGAGGGCCUGCAAGAAGAGUACAGUCGGCCAAGGCAGCAACAAAAUACGGCCUUUCGACAACUCGAAGAAAUACUUACACUGGUUAAAGAAGAAAAUCGAGCUCUCAAGACGGAAAUGGAUCAAAUGCAACAAUCUCGUACCAGCGAAGAGAAAGAAUAUGGCAAGAGCAUGCAAGCGGUCGAAGACCAGGUUGUGGUCCUAAUGAAACGACUUCAAGGCAAGCAAGUGCAACAUAAUAGUGUUGUGAAACAAGCCAAGGAUGAGCGUGCAUCCCUGAAACGGCAACUUCAAAACAAGGCUGAACAAAUUCAAGAGCUCUCUACUCAAUUUCAGCAAAAAACAAAAGAGGAAGAGUCGAGACGUCAAAAGCUAGAAAUGGCACUCGCAACUGUACAGGAAGAUCUGGAACCGGUGGAUUCUGUCACUUCGGACAUGGUCCAAGAGUUGGACGGUGCAUCUUCCAUGGGCAAUAGCUCUUCUAUUCAUAAUACUACUCGAUCAUGGCGGGAUACGGAUAGCUGGUGGGCAGCAUCUCCCAAGAAGCCUACUCUUCUUCGAAAAGAUUCGCAGCUGCCAGUUGGUAUCGAUAAAAUCCCCGAAGCAUUGACGAUCAAUCAUAUUCUUCACAUGUGUCAGAGUCCUCCCAAGGUUUCCAGACUAUCACCAAAGUAUUAUGACACUCCACCCGAUAUGAUUGAUGAAAUCAGGACACGAAACGAAAAGGCUGUCCAAGUCUUGGCCGAAUUGAAGACCAAGGUUAGGCACAGUAAAUCAGCCAAGAAAAAGAAGGAUUUUGAGGGACGAAGCACGCCCCCAGCUCUGGAUUAUGGUCAAGCAGAACCUGCGCUAGUGAACGAAAACGUGCAAGAGCUGAACGAGAACAAUGACAUGCUCCUCUAUCAAUUUGACCAAGAAAGUGACAUAUUGAACAGGCAGCUGUCAGUCCAGCAGGAAAUCAUUGCUCGAUUGGAAACCAAGCACAAGACAAUUAUGGAGAAUAGUCGCCAGCGAUACAGCUCCUACGAAAUUGAAUUGUCUGAGUUGAAGGCCACAUAUGACGAACAAUUGGCAACCUUUGCCAAUGAAAACGAGUCGUUGAAUCAAAAGUUGGUCAAUGUUACUUCGACGAUUGACCGAUUGAAGUCUCGGCACGAGCAAGAAAUUACUAGCCUGAAAUUGGAACGCCAUGAGAUUGAAGAGGAACUCUUGGAGAACAGCGUAUCGGUGUCCAAUCCUGGUUUUGAUCGAUUCAAGCAAGAGAACGAGUCGUUAUCCAAGCAGCUCGUCCAAUACAACGAUGCUCUGGACAAGCUCCGAAUUCGACACGAACAAGAGAUGAAGGCUCACGCAUCUGGUCAAAUUUUUUUGGUGGAGGAGUUGAAGAAGCUACAAUCCAAGUACGAAAGAACCGUCGGUUCCUUUCAUCGGCAGAAAGAAAUACUAAUGAGGAAACUGCUUGAAAAAGAAAGGGCCAUUUCCGAGAUUGAAGUUGCCAAAGAAAGUACCCUGAAGGCAAGCAAAGAAGAGAAGCAGCGACUGGAAGAGCAGUUGCAAGAGCUCGAUGAACGAUGUACCAAGAUGAAAAAGGAACGGGCUGGGCUAUUGCAAGCACAGAAAAAGAAGUUCGAACUAAUUUCCUCGCAGCUGAAGGGCCUCAAGGCCAUGCGAGACAUGGAGCGUAGCAAUGCCCAGAAAAGGAUCAAUAUCUUGGAAGAAAAGCUUCAAACCAUCAAAUCGAAGCGCAACGUGGGACAGGAAGGAGAAUACCAGAUGAUGUCGCGGAAUUUGGAAGGCUCGGAUACGACAUACAGCAACUUUAAGUCUGAUCACGAGGUGGCAGUUGAAGCAAGUGACACCAGUCGAUCAAGCUGUUUGGAUCCUAUGGCUGAUGAAGAUGACAAGGUACAGGAGACGCGAAUCGCUUCGGCAGCUGGUCGAAAAUUAAAACAGCAGUCAUUUGUGGGAACGAGGGGGAUAAUUGUCUCGUUGCUCUCAAUCCUGAUCAUCUGGGUCAUUGUGCGAUUGAUGCGAAGCAGUAUCGACGAAAGGGACUCUUUCAAUCGAAAAAUUGAAGCCUUGCAAAAUGAAGUAAAGGAUUGGGAGAUGCAGGAUAUGGCCAAUGAUGUCAUGAAUGUGGAACUUCAGCAUUCACUCGAAGAGACGACCUCGGCAUCGAUGAGUCAUAGGCAGGAAGCAUUCAGAUUGGCGGGCCAGCUCGACAAGUUGCUUGUCAAGUACGAAGCACUUCAACAGGAACACGCCAACUACCUUGAUUUGUACUCUGAAGAAACAAGCCAUGAUUCUCUGCCUCGAUGUUUCGAUAGUCCGACUCUUUCCUUGGCUGCUUUAUUCGAAGCACAAUUGGAAGGCUUGAUUGAGCAGCGUGGCAGCAUCGAGACGCAAGUUCAAUUACUUGAUGCUGCUGCUACCCCUGUAGUCACAGCCUGUUUGUCAGCGGAAGCGAAAAGUUUGGAGUUUCAGGAAGAAUCGCCAUCAACUUUUGUGGAGAUGAGUGAUUCGGUUGUGUCACAAGAUAAUGCUUCCGUAAAAUUUGCAGACAGCCAGGCAACCGUGUUUGAAUUGUCAAAAGCUGGUCUCGAGGCGGAAUUCUUUCUUGUGGAGAACCUGGCGAUGUUAUCUCAAUUGGAAGGAUUUGAAAAGGAAACCCUUCGUGAUCUUCCACUUUUUCUACGCCAAGGAGUAUCUCUUGCAACUGACAUGCUCGACGAGAAUUUUGCAGCACUUUGGAUCUCGCUAUCUGCUCUGCAAGACGACAUCAAAUCCCAGGCAUCUUUCUUCAGGGAUCGUGCUGCCACAGUGGUCCAGGAUGCAGCAUCGAAAUUGAAGAACCGAUUGUUUCCUCGGCAUCGCCGUAUGAUCAAAAGCGAAGAAGGGGUGUGGCUUGAUCUUUGA